Molecule: messenger RNA, 386 nt
Organism: Saprolegnia diclina VS20
Lineage: Eukaryota; Oomycota; Saprolegniomycetes; Saprolegniales; Saprolegniaceae
Exons: 2
Coding region: 1-324 (107 amino acids)
Source: RefSeq, a predicted model, not a curated record
AUGGCGUUCUCGAUCCAAACCAUCCAAAUUAUCGCCAACUCCUCGACAAUGCAGCAGCAACUCACCAUGAUGAUGCCUCGCUUCCUUGCGCUCGCCCUCUUCGUCGCGGUCCUCGGCCAAUGCGCGGCGGCUCCAUCGGCCAAGCCGAUCACGCGGCCCAUUUUGAACCCGAAAUUGCGCCAGCGUGACCUGCUCGACAACGAAGCGCUCGGCCUGCCGCGUGGCGACGACAAAUUCGACCUGCCACUCGACAACCACAUGCUCGACAACGACAAUCUCGGCAUUCCUCGCUUUGACUCCAAGCCGAAGAAAAAUGGCUUUUAGUCGUUCUUGGAUCGUGACAGGUCCUUGCACAGUUUUUGCCAACAUAACGAUACACUCGACGG